Messenger RNA from Chara braunii, 2925 nucleotides. The record is from the annotation of a GenBank genome assembly. NCBI's taxonomy places the organism in Eukaryota, Viridiplantae, Streptophyta, Charophyceae, Charales, Characeae.
GAAUGACGUAUAUGUACGGGCAGGCACGAUCAUCCACCACGGUAGCUGCUGCCAUCGAUAUCGACGACGACGGCGGCAUAAAGUUUCACCAGCCGCGGAGAACAAGCCAGGAUACGCGCGCGCUACUGCUAAGACUUUCCAGAAGGCCGUAAUGACGGAUGGUGGUUGGCGUAUCUGACCAUACCGUACGUCCAGAAACCAGCCCCAAAAAAGUCGUAAUUAUGAAUAAUGAUACUGCUUGAAGCGCCUUUAUGCCGCGAGAGGACAUUUUGCUGCCAGCUGUCCCGAAGAGAAUCAGUUGGCGGAGGGCAUAUGAUACUCAUCAGGCGGGGACUGGUCAUGGCGGCGAGCAGAUACAUUCGCAUGUGGAUGUAAUUCUGGUCAGAUGCAUGUAAAAAGUCCCUCCUACCGUGGUGUUAGUACAAGCUCAAGGAGGGAAGAAGAUCCUAAAGAAAUCUGCUGUUUGUUGUUCUGUAUACACUACACUCUCUCUCUGCUGCCACCGCCGCUGUCUGUCGGUGCCGAGGUGGGCGCUGCUGUACGGAUGCUGUCGUCGGCGGGCGCUGUUCUACGGUUAGCGCGCCACCAUAGCUUCAAAAGCUUGAUCGAUCGAAAUCAGGUCUCUGUCUUCAUUCUGUCUAGAAUGGUGGCUGUGGCGUGGACGUCAGUUGUAGGCAUCUCCCUUACUCGAGGCGCAUUUGGCGCGCAGGCGACGUCGAUCUCCGCUGCUCGCGCCAUGACCUCAUCUUCUCCUCCAUCGCCAUCGCCAUCGCCAUCGCCGUUUUCUCCUGCCAUGAACGUGAAUCGGACCCCAUUAAAGCCUUGCUGUAUGAACCCUCGCACAGGCUUUUAUAGAAAUGGGUUCUGCGAGACGGGUGCUCAAGACUUCGGCACUCACACUGUUUGUGCGCAAGUAACUAGAGAGUUCCUUGAAUAUACACGUUCUCUAGGUAACGACCUGAUGACUCCGCGGCCCGAGUACUCUUUCCCCGGACUCAAGCCGGGGGACAAGUGGUGUCUGUGUGCAUCGCGAUGGCGGGAAGCUAUGGCCGCCGGGGUGGCGCCGCCAGUCGAUCUCGACGCAACGCACGCGAGGACUCUCGAGUAUGUGACGAAAGCUGAGCUGGAGGCGCACUCGGUUUCUCUUGCCGCCAAGACGUCGGCGUCGACGGGCGCUGCGCCACGUGGCGGCGCGGCGGCGGGAUCCCAGCAGCCUGGAUUCUUGGACGGCGAUGGCCGGCGAACCGAUCUCCUAGAUGAUGCCGACGGUCCCGAUCGCUUCGGUACGGUAAUCAGGCGGGACUGAGUGUCAGCGUGCGUGACGGCUGGGAUCCCAGCCGCCGAGCAAUGGUGGCCGUCCCGACUUGUUGGCAGAUCUAAGCUGAGCUGGAAGCGCAUUCCGUCUGCAGUCGUCGUCGUCGUCGUCGGUUGGCGCUGCGCCACGUGGCGGUGCGACGGGAUCCCAGCAGCCUGGCGCCUUUGGACGGCGAUGGCCGGGGAACCGAUCUCCUAUAGAUGAUGCCGACGGUCCCGAUCGCUCCGGUACGGUAAUCAGGCGGGACUGAGUGUCAGCGUGCGUGAAGGCUGGGAUCCCAGCCGCCGAGCAAAUGGCGGUGGUCCCAACUGACCGAUCUCUUUUGGCUGGCGAUGGCCGACGGACAGUUGUGGGAGCAGCAGUUCCUGCAGCAGACAGGCGUUCUGACAUUGCAGGUUUCUUACUGAUUGAUUAUGGGAAUGGUUGAUGACAACCAUGAGCCGCGUGGAACGUACCUUACCUCGACAGACGGCCAGGUGCAGGCCAUGCACCUUGGCGCACCGUGAAGGCAAGAGCAGUUUUAAACGCCCUAUUUGCCGCGCCAAAUGUUUCCGCCGCUGUGGGUUAUCUGUGUCAUCUUCUCCAUUAAUUGUUACUGUACUAUAUCGGCUAUGAAAGGUAAACGAACACGAUGUGUAUAAUCAAUCCUGUGUGCUAAUCAGGGGACUUGAAUCCGCGAUCCCGGCAGCCAUGGUGUGAAGGCCACAGAGAGAGAGAUAGAGAGAAAGAGAGAAAGAGAGAGAGAAAGGACGUGGGGGAAGACGGGAGAGUGCGGGGAGAGAGAGAGAGAGAGAGAGAGAGAGAGAGAGAGAGAGAUAGAGAGAGAUGGGGAAACAGUCGACGAGGCUUUCACUUUGGAGGGACUGAAGACGACGUGGCGAAAGCUGAGGUACGUGUCCAGACUGACGUGGAUCUCUGUUGCCUCGUCAGUCUCGCUCCUGCCACGUGUCUUCUUCCAGAUGACCCCACGUCCUUGCAGGUAGGUAGGUGGUUUUUGAUCUGCUGCGCAUUGCUCACGCGGACGUCUGACAACGACCCCGGAGUGAAGUCUUCUGCUUUGUCAUCGCUUUUUUAUUUUUUAAUAACCUUUUUUUAUCUUUAUUAUUAUUUAAUAUAACCUUUUCGUCAACUCAGGACUCUUCCCUUACAUGAUGUACGUUCUUGUCACUUUCAGCCUUCCGUCUUGUCAUUAUUUUUUUGCAAUCCUUUUUUUUUUCUUUUCAUCACGUUAGUCUCUCGUCUAGCGAUGUUCAGCCAGUUAUUCGCGUAUGUUAUAUGACGGCCUGCUGCUGGCUGCCGCUGCUGCCGCUGCUGCAUUAGGUUUACUUAGCGGAUACGGCUCGCUUUCCCCUUCCAUUGAGUAAAUCUACGGUGGGUAUGGUCGUUGCAAAAAUAUAUUAUAUUAUUAUAUUCUAUAUAAUAGCGAUAAACUCAUGGCAGUGAGGUCGUUUCUACAGGCUUCUUCCCCCGCACACAACGCACCCUCAUCAUGAGAUUUUAUCAACGCGAUAGAUAGCUUGUACACAUUCACGAUAAGUAGCAGGUAGCAGCGAAGGGCGGCGAGGAAAUGAAAUGACGGCUGAAGAACGGUGUAUAAAACUUUAGAAAGU